AUGAAGGUGUGUGAGCACAAGAAAUGCAGCCAACAGUGUUCUAAACAAACACAAUGGGGCGUGGGGAAGUGCAAAGGCGCAAGCUACUGCAGCUGCUCUUAUUAUUGCAACCAGCCCCCAGUUUCACCUUUCACUUCUCCACCCACAGCAGAACACAUUACGGCUCCCCCAAGAAAACUGCUUUCGCAUUAG
Linum tenue is the source of this 192-nucleotide messenger RNA. Lineage: Eukaryota; Viridiplantae; Streptophyta; Magnoliopsida; Malpighiales; Linaceae. The record is from the annotation of a GenBank genome assembly.